AUGGCCCCGAGUAAAGCGCACAAGUCUUCACAUAAAGCGAGUGGCUCUCUCGGCGCGGCGAUUUCUCUUUCUUCUAAAAAUACAUCGGUCAAUCAGGACGAGUAUAGCAAUAGCUCUACAACGGAGCCUGGUCUACUAAAUGACUUCGAUACACGAGUAUAUCAAAGCUCCGAGAAGGCAGUUUCGAAUGGCUUCCGGGAUGGAAUGGACCAGUCUAUUGGAGAAGUGCGGCAGCCGUCACCAGCAACAGCACCUAUGAAUCUUGCAACCGGACUGUUUUUUGAUGCGGCAGCUCACGAUUUUUCCUUUCUGUCUGGAGAUGUGGGCCUCAAUAAUGGCCCUGGCUUCAUGGUCCCAGAUCCGUACUUCAGUCAAGAUCUUGACUUUAGUAUGUGGGACAUAGAUCUGGACAGCGUCGAGCUUGACUACGAGAAAAUGAACCAUAGCCUUGUAUCUCCCGGCACGCCUCGUCCUCAGAAAAGCGAAACCUCCAAUAAACCGAGAGACGUGGCCAAACGGUAUGCUGCAUUUGAGAGAUCGCCAUGGCUAUGGACUCCGACUCCAAAAGACCAGGACCUUAGUGACCAAAACGACCUCAACUUGGAUGAAGAAAGCAUCCCAUCAAUCCUCUCCGCACCAUCGCCAGAUGCAAGCCUUGAUGAUUUUGCAUCGUGCUGUAUAAACUCUAAGAUCCGAGACCAAAUGCUAGGACUACUUUUCAGUCUUCCCCGACCACCGAAAAAAGUUGUGUCGUUCCCAUCGUUGUCUCUACUGAACACCAUUAUCCAGAUAUAUUUCCUCCAGGAAAGUUACAAAAUAGAUUGCCUGAUUCAUCCCGCAUCUGUUGUACCAAUUAGAACUAUCCCCCAACUGUACUUUGCCAUGAUUGCUCAAGGGUCAACUUUGAUAUCAACCCCUUCUAUCUGGAAAAUGGGAUUGGCACUCCAGGAAGUAGCCAGGAAUACUGUCGUUGAACUUUGGGAGCAAAACAACACCUUCACGCGCAACCUACAGACGCUUCAGGCGUUUGUCAUAUGUCUCGAUAUCGGGCUAUGGAGCGGAUUCAAGAGGAAGAUGGAGCUUGCUGAAAGCUUUGGACAACCGGUUAUCAGCGCAAGUUACUUUAUCGACAAUCCAUUAGCUAGCUAA
Molecule: messenger RNA, 1149 nt
Organism: Lachnellula hyalina
Lineage: Eukaryota; Fungi; Ascomycota; Leotiomycetes; Helotiales; Lachnaceae
Exons: 2
Coding region: 1-1149 (382 amino acids)
Source: RefSeq, a predicted model, not a curated record